Messenger RNA from Spea bombifrons (plains spadefoot toad), 2543 nucleotides. RefSeq names its product CFAP20 domain containing (gene CFAP20DC). NCBI's taxonomy places the organism in Eukaryota, Metazoa, Chordata, Amphibia, Anura, Pelobatidae. The transcript has 17 exons. Bases 47 to 2419 code for a protein of 790 amino acids. The record is from RefSeq and is a predicted model, not a curated record.
UCUGGCAGAAAACAGAACAUAUUUCAUUUCAAAGACAGUCUUCAAUAUGUUCAAAAAUGAAUAUCAGGGAGGCGCGCAUGUUGAAAUUUUCAGCGCCCAAGGAAAAGAUCCCACCGGAAAAUGGAAACUCUCGGGCAGCCAAUCCGCAAUAUGGAAAGACUUUGAUAAGGAAGUCAAGAGUUUCGUCUUCGUCCUUGAAGGAAGCGGCCAAACUAACAAGAUGCAGCUGCCCAAAGAAAAUAAGCAAACCCUUGGGCUCAUCCAGCGGUACCUGGUGCUCCAGCUGUAUAUUCCGCUAGGACAGGACUUCUCGGCAGAAUUACUGAUAACAGAUCUGGCGAAUAUAAAAAGAAGAUUGUAUUUAUCUACAGUCCAUAAAGAGCUGUCAGCGACUCCGCUGCACGCUAAAAUACCUCUGACGACCGUCAGGCGCAAAAUCUGGUGCAAUCUGUGCGUUGACCUUGCAGCGCUCACGAGCGGGAUAUUUAAAGAGGCCGUUUUCCAGUCCCUGGAUGGGAUCGUUAUUUCAGCAAACUGCAAGCUGAGGAAGAUCUACACCAUGAAGCUGCGGCCCCGCGACGCGCUCCAGGACCUUGAUACAUACAGGCCGACGCUCUCUGGCGAUGACCCGACGGACAGCAUCCCUCGCAGCGUCCAGAUCUCGGCAGACGUAAGUCAGGUCACCCAAGUUCUAGAUCUGGAAAAGCUGCGGCAGUGUGAGGCCAAGCCAGAAGCAAAGCUCCCGACCGCGGCUGAAGCAGAUCAGCUUUCAAACAGGGGACCAGGAAGCGCCAGUAGGAGCAAAACCCAAGACAGAACACACAUUGCGUUUGGGUCGAAAGUAGCAGGUCCUCCACCGGCCAGCAGCAGGAGGACAACCUCAAGGUCAUCGGCCGAGCUAUCAAGGUCGACGCGCAGGCACGACCGAUCCCUGCAGCAGCUGUCCCAAGAAAAAGCCCCCGGAUCAGAAAACGGAAGGAAAUUAACGCAUUCCCCCGAUCAAAGAAACAAAGAAAACGUUCCGCAGAGAUCUAGAAAGGAUCCCUCUCUGUAUGGAACAGAACGCCGACCGCAGCCCCCAGGAGAGCCCCCGGCUGACAAGAAGAUCGCAAAAGGGACCUUUUCAGAGAAUGCCGACAGCAGACUGACGGGAUCCGGUGUCGGCAGCUCUUCUUGGGGACGCUGUAGGGCUGCAGAUAAGGGUCCCGUUCCGCCCCACGUGCCGUCCGGCGAAGGAACAAACAAAACGGCGCCAUUAACUAAGUCCAGCGAGCGGCAAGAACACGCAAACCGUCCAGAUGAGCGGGAAUUCCGUUUCCAGGACGAUUCAGCCGAAUUCUCAGACGGAGUCCUUAACGAAGUACCUGAACGCUUAGCAGAUCGCACCCAAGACACGGAGGACUUUUUCCCCCACAGCCCCCUGCCUCGCUCGGCCCCUCGCGGAAAGUUCCGCUACCAUUCGGCCGGAGAGAGCUCGUUGUUAGCCGAGGAUUUUGAGCGGGAUGGGCGGGGGGCCGGAAUGGACGAAGACUUUUACGGAAGCGACGGCAGCAUAGAGGAAUGCGAAACGUUCCAGAAGACUUCCAGCCCCAAAUUAGACUGUGGGUCUUCAGCUGAUAUUUCUUUGGCAAGCACACAUAGUGACCCUGAAUUUACCGCGACCACAGAGACCUCCGGGGCCCAGCCUGAGGACAGCACUUCGUCCUCCACCCGCUCGGCGAACGUAAAUGCCCCAGACCUCGACACCUUUCAGAAGACUCUGAUGCCCACUCGGAGUUUGUCACCAGACGGAAGCAGAUCCGAAAUGUCUAAACCAAUUCCAACGACUUCUAGAAACAAACCGGCGUUAUCGGUUAACAGACUAAAAACCUCCAUGAGCAAGAAAUCCCUGCGAGAGAUCCCACCGGGGGACGGAGACGCCGCAGGAGACACAUCAGGUUAUGAAUGGACAAACUAUCAGACCACUCAGCUGAGCGCCUCCGAAAUGCAGAUGUUGGCCAGUCUUAAGAGGCAACAUAAUGAAGAUCUUGAGGACGAAGGAGGGAGUCAUGGGCUGAGUCAAUCCCAAAUCGACCACUGCAACGUGGACAUGAGCACAAGCAGCGACGACACGGCCACGUGGAACUCCUGCCAGCCCCCGCCAGUCAAUCAAGGAUGUCAUUACGAGAAUGAAAUGAACCCUCUAAAUCACUCCAACCCACGUGACUGGCUAAACGCCUCCAGCCCACCCAUCGUUCCUACAAGACCAAGCCAAGACAGAGCCUUACUCUGGAGCAAACAGCCGAGCUCUCAUUCCUGUAACGAAGCUGAUGAUGGAUUUGGUCCCGAGGAAGAGGAAGAAAUCUUAACCCUGUUGUAUGAUCCAUGUCUGAACUGCUAUUUCGACCCUGAAACCGGGAAAUAUUACGAGCUGGCGUAACGAUGGAACGGGGAAAAGCUUUUCUCCGACUGACCGCGGCCGUUGAUGACAAUAACGCAUUUCUGUCGCCUAUACAUUUUUUGUAAAUUGUUGGGUUUUUUUUAAAUAUAUUUGUUUAUUUACA